ACUGGGGAAAAACCUUACAGCUGUGAUCAAUGUGGGGCAGCUUUCACAGUACAGAGUCACCUAAAAAAACAUCAACGCAUUCACACUGGAGAGAAGCCGUACUGGUGUGAACAAUGUGGGAAAACGUUUUCUUAUAGUAGAUAUUUAAAGAUUCAUCAGAGAGUUCACACUGGAGAGAAGCCGUACAGCUGUGAUCAAUGUGGGGCAUUUUUCACACAACAGAGUGCCCUGAAAAGACAUCGACGCAUUCACACUGGAGAAAAGCCGGACAGCUGUGAUCAAUGUGGGGAAACAUUUUCUCAGAGUAGUAACCUUAAAACUCACCAGCGCAUUCACACUGGAGAGAAGCCGUACAGCUGUGAACAAUGUGGAAAUACCUUUUCCCAUAGUAGUCACCUUAAAACUCACCAGCGCAUUCACACUGGAGAGAAGCCGUACUGGUGUGAACAAUGUGGGGAAACGUUUUCUAAUAGUGGUAACCUUAAAACUCACCAGCGUAUUCACACUGGAGAGAAGCCGUACUGGUGUGAACAAUGUGGGGAAACUUUUUCUCAGAGUAGUAGCCUUAAAACUCACCAGCGUAUUCACACCGGAGAGAAGCCGUACUGGUGUGAACAAUGUGGGGAAACGUUUUCUAAUAGUGGUAACCUUAAAAAACACCAGCGCAUUCACACUGGAGAGAAGCCGUACAGCUGUGAACAAUGUGGGGAAACGUUUUCUCAUAGUGGUAACCUUAAAACUCACCAGCGUAUUCACACCGGAGAGAAGCCGUACUGGUGUGAACAAUGUGGGGAAACGUUUUCUAAUAGUGGUAACCUUAAAAAACACCAGCGCAUUCACACUGGAGAGAAGCCGUACAGCUGUGAACGAUGUGGGGAAACCUUUUCUAAUAGUAGUUCCCUUAAAACUCACCAGCGCAUUCACACUGGAGAGAAGCCGUACUGGUGUGAACAAUGUGGGGAAACCUUUUCUCAGCAUGGUAACCUUAAAAGACACCAGCGCAUUCACACUGGAGAGAAGCCGUGCUGGUGUGAACAAUGUGGGAAAACCUUUUCCAACAGUAGUCACCUUAAAACUCACCAGCGCAUUCACACUGGAGAGAAGCCGUACUGGUGUGAACAAUGUGGGAAAACCUUUUCUCAGAGUAGUAGCCUUAAAAGACACCAGCGCAUUCAC
This is a messenger RNA of Etheostoma spectabile (orangethroat darter), 1176 nucleotides long. Its product is annotated as zinc finger protein 271-like. Gene Ontology annotation, molecular function: DNA-binding transcription factor activity, RNA polymerase II-specific; RNA polymerase II cis-regulatory region sequence-specific DNA binding. Gene Ontology annotation, biological process: regulation of transcription by RNA polymerase II. The record is from RefSeq and is a predicted model, not a curated record. NCBI's taxonomy places the organism in Eukaryota, Metazoa, Chordata, Actinopteri, Perciformes, Percidae. The transcript has 2 exons. The annotation marks the transcript as partial.